AUGGCGCCCUCCUCAGUAUCACCAGCCUCAACAACGACGAGGUCAUCCCUGAGAUCCCCUCCGAAAGAAAGCUCCCCGGAGCCAAUCAUCAACGACAAUCCUGCCAUCCAGAGCUACUACCAAUCCUUCGAAUCACGCAUCGGCUACCGUCUGCUCCUCGGCGGCACACGCCACUUCGCCUACUGGGACCACGACACGUACUUCCCCUUCCCCCUCGGCCCGCCCCUCCGCCGCAUGGAGGACAAGCUGCUCGAGGCCCUCGCGCUGCCUCGCGGCGCCACCGUCCUCGACGCCGGCUGCGGCGUCGGCCACGUCGCGCUGCACAUGGCGCUGCGCGGCGGCCUGCGCGUCCAGGCCAUCGACAUAGUCGACCACCACGUCGCCAAGGCGCGGCGCAACGUGCGCGCGGCGGCCCUCGCCCCCGGCACCGUCACCGUCCGCAAGAUGGACUACCACCACCUCAAGCCCGCCAUCGCCGACGCCUCGCUCGACGGCGUCUACACCAUGGAGACGCUCGUCCACGCCACCGACCCGGCCGCCGUGCUCGCGGGCUUCCGCGCGGCGCUGCGGCCCGGCGGCCGCAUCGUCCUCUUCGAGUACGACCAUGACCUCGACGCUGCUGCUACAGCCGGCGGCUGGAUGGCCGCCGAUAUGCGCAGGGUCAACGAGCUGGCGGGCCAUGCCUACGUAUCAGGCGGCGCGGCCGGGCUAUUUCAGGGGGCUGCUCGAGGAGGCCCGGCUUUUGAGGAUAUCGUCGAGCGGGAACUAUAG
Molecule: messenger RNA, 771 nt
Organism: Verticillium dahliae VdLs.17
Lineage: Eukaryota; Fungi; Ascomycota; Sordariomycetes; Glomerellales; Plectosphaerellaceae
Exons: 1
Coding region: 1-771 (256 amino acids)
Biological process (GO): ergosterol biosynthetic process
Cellular component (GO): endoplasmic reticulum
Molecular function (GO): sterol 24-C-methyltransferase activity
Source: RefSeq, a predicted model, not a curated record